AAUCCCAAAUUUCAGAAAAAUUUGGGUUAUUCGCGUAAUAUCAAACACUCCGGCGGAGGUAAUUCCAAUUUUUCGCCAGUUGAUAAACCACGCUCAAGGGUUUACACUGAAACACAUACGCACACUAACAGAAUGGAAGAAGGCGGCAAGCAACUAUGCGAGGCGGCGAAGAACGGCGACGCCGAGAAGCUCAAAACUCUAAUAGACUCCGGAGCCGACGUGUCGUACUUCGACGGCGAAGGCCUCACUCCGCUUAUGCACGCAGCCCAGCUUGGCCACGCCGCCGCAGUGAAGGCCCUUCUGGAAGCUGGUGCCCCCUGGAACGCUCUCAACCCUUCCAAUAUCUCCGCCGGCGAUUUGGCCAUGAACGCCGGUCACGAGGAAGCCUACGAGCUCCUCCUCAAUGCCGGGAUUCAAGCUGAGUUGGUACUGGGAACGAUUGCUAGGAGAGAAAAUAACAAUGGGGAGUGGAAUGAUGAUUACUUGGAGGAUAGAGUGAGCUUUAGUGAGGAUAAGUUGAUGGAUGCCGAAAAUAAGGCGGUGAUGAUGGCUUGGGAGAAUCCAUUAAUGGAGGCGCAUGCGAAAGCUGUGUGCUCAAAUGGGGGUCAUAUACUGAAUAUUGGAUUUGGGAUGGGUCUGGUGGACACUGCCAUUCAGAAAUACUCCCCUGCUUCGCAUACUAUCGUUGAGGCUCACCCUAAUGUUUUCCAGCGUAUGCUUGAUGACGGUUGGGAUAAGAAGGAAAAUGUGACUAUAAUUUGUGGCCGGUGGCAGGAUGUUGUGCAUGAACUUCCGACUUUUGAUGGGAUUUUCUUUGAUACGUAUGGAGAGUAUUAUGAUGACCUGAGAGAGUUUCACCAGCAACUUCCGGUAUUGCUGAAGCCCGGGGGAAUCUACUCUUUCUUCAAUGGACUUUGUGGAGGUCUGAAAAUGGACGGGGACCUACAUAAUUGGUGGUACUAUGAUUACACAUAAAAAGAAGGCUGAAGGCAAGGACUCAUCUUCCCCUAAACAUUUGUUUGGGUGGAAGGAGAGGAAGUAAGAAACUUCGAGGAAGAAUCCGUUAGUGGAAAGCAUAUCGCUAAAUCUAAGGUUCAGAGUUCGAAUUCUAUCACUUUCUCUACCCUGUACGUAUUGAAAAUGGCCGGGCAUUUCUGAAUCCAAUAUAUAUUUAAACCUUUUUGUUUUUUCUUAACUAAUCUUUUGAUUGAACCGAAAGUUUUAGUGGAAGUCCCACUAAUAUUAGCUUAGCCAUUUAUCAUGGUGCCAAUCGCUGAGGAUGACAAUCGUGGCUUCAACUUUUCUAGUCUCACCAGGAAAUUUUAUUCAGAUGAGUCAUGCACCAAUUACCGAGAUGGAGUGAUAUUGGCCGUGGAAUCUGAGCUUGCAUGGACAUGCAAUCUAUUAUCAGAUUAUUUUGGUGUGAACUGAACUAUGAUCUAAUCGAAGGUUGAUAAGAGCAUUGAAUAAUUUGAUUGAGAUAAUGUUUAUUAAGCAUAAUUUAUGUGUAACCAUGAACGAAAGGA
Molecule: messenger RNA, 1526 nt
Organism: Rosa chinensis
Lineage: Eukaryota; Viridiplantae; Streptophyta; Magnoliopsida; Rosales; Rosaceae
Product: protein arginine N-methyltransferase 2
Exons: 5
Coding region: 133-975 (280 amino acids)
Cellular component (GO): nucleus; cytoplasm
Molecular function (GO): protein binding; protein-arginine N-methyltransferase activity
Source: RefSeq, a predicted model, not a curated record